Hevea brasiliensis (rubber tree) is the source of this 666-nucleotide messenger RNA. RefSeq names its product alpha carbonic anhydrase 7-like. Gene Ontology annotation, molecular function: carbonate dehydratase activity; zinc ion binding. Lineage: Eukaryota; Viridiplantae; Streptophyta; Magnoliopsida; Malpighiales; Euphorbiaceae. The record is from RefSeq and is a predicted model, not a curated record. The transcript has 6 exons. Bases 1 to 666 code for a protein of 221 amino acids.
AUGUAUAUUUUGUGUUCAGGCCAUGAAACAGAGUAUGACUCAAAAUGGAGUAAAUGUUGCAAUGGAUCAAUGCAGUCACCUAUUAAUCUAUUGAACAAAAGAGUUAAAAUGGUUUCCCAUUUAGGGAGACUUGAUAGAGACUACAAGCCUUCCAAUGCCACUCUUAAGAAUAGAGGCCAUGAUAUGAUGAUGGGAUGGAAAAGUGGUGCAGGAACAGUUGAAAUAAAUGGAACUGAAUAUGUUCUCCAACAGUGUCACUGGCAUUCACCUUGUGAGCACACCAUCAAUGGCAGGAGGCAUGCUCUAGAGAUGCAUAUGGUUCAUAAGAGCCAGGAUGGUAAGGUUGCUGUGGUUGGAAUUAUAUACAAAACAGGAAGUCCAAACUCGUUCUUAUCAUCUCUGAGUGACCAUUUGAGAAUGGUGGGUGGCCCCAAAGAAGCAGAGAAAGUGGUGGAUUUAAUUAAUCCAAAUGACAUCAAGAUUGCUAGAAAGUAUUACAGAUACAUGGGAUCUCUUACAAGUCCUCCUAGCACAGAAAAUGUAAUCUGGACCAUUAGCAGAAAGGUGAUGACUGUUACCAAAGAACAAGUGAAAUUGGUUCGUGUAACAGUUCGUAACGACUCUGGUACAAAUGCAAGACCUUUACAACCACAAAUGGACGAUUAG